UUCAAUAAACACAUGUUUAUAUAAAUAAUUAAAAAUCAAAUCUUCAACGCCGUUGGUAUAUUCUCCUGUAACAAAAGAAAUUUUAGUAUUUUCAAAUUUGUUACUUCUUCUGUUACCCAUAUCGUCGAGCACCUGAUAGGCGUUUGUUGUUUUCGUGUUCGAUUCCACUGACAGUGCAAGCUUUUUCAGAUUCCGAUUAACGAACGAUGAAUAGUUCAUCCCCGGCUCAUUCAUCGAUUUCCACCACGGCGGUCGUCGGCGGCGGCGUCGGAGGUAUUAGCAACGCCACCGCUUCUGUUGAUGAUUUUCAUUUUCCUUAUGAUCAUAUCUCAACGGAAGAGCGAAAAGAUGAGGCCAUGCUAGUGCUUAAAUCGGAUCUUAUGGCUGCACUUGACAAGGAGGUUAAAUCCUUGGAUGAAGAUAACUGGAAGUUUGAAGGACCUCGUUCUCGAAUCCACCGUGCAUCACAUCGAGGUGGUCAUCUCCAUAGGCCCUCAGAAAUUUCAAAUAAUUGGAGUUUAAACCCACCGAAAUAGUUAAACUCUGUCACGUCAAAGCACCAUGCCUCUGUUUAAUUAUCAAGUGAUUAUGGUUAUAUUCUACAGAUAAGAGUUAUCAGGCUGCAUUGAUAAGCAUUGCGGUUGUGCUACGACUUUUGGUGAUAUAUAGUUCUUGAAGAACAUGAUGAACUGAAGAUUGUUUCUGUAGAGAAGUUGGUGUCCUUUAUUGUUUGUAGAGAAGUUGGUGUCCUUUUGCAGUAUCGUUGCUUCAGUUUUGAGAGAUCAGUGAUUAAUUGCACUUGAUUGUUUCAAAAUUUAUGUAUUUUAAUGUAGUGAGAAUCAUUAAAAAGCCGAGAUAAGUUAGAGUAUUGGUUUGUAUUUUUAUGUUUAAUCUGUCUAUUCUUUGACAGGAUAUUAACCUGUUUUAUGAACAUUUGAGUACUGCUUGAUAUAUUAAUUUAAUAUGAAUGAGUUAAAUAUAAAGGGAAAUGACUUCAAAGACAUUCCAACAUCACAACACUUAUUGACCCAACAUAACCAGCAAAUUCAUCAUCAUUUUCACCACCUCAUUUUUCAAGAUCAAAUCUUUCUGAACCCAUGUAAGCACAUGUAGCUGCAUUCAUCUCAUCUGAUUCAAACCUGCCUGUCACUACAUGACUAACUCCAAAAUCUGCAAUUUUCGCCUUCCCUUUUUCAUUCACAAGCAUGUUUCAAGGUUUGAUAUCACUAUGAACAAUGUUCAUACCAUGCAAAUAGUUUAGCCCUUCCAAAACACUCUUAGCCAAGACACUUAUAACCUUCUCAGGAAGCCUAUGAUGCUGGGGCAACAUUUCCUACA
Vicia villosa (hairy vetch) is the source of this 1338-nucleotide messenger RNA. RefSeq names its product protein SAMBA. Gene Ontology annotation, molecular function: anaphase-promoting complex binding. Gene Ontology annotation, biological process: negative regulation of organ growth. Bases 207 to 536 code for a protein of 109 amino acids. The transcript has 3 exons. Lineage: Eukaryota; Viridiplantae; Streptophyta; Magnoliopsida; Fabales; Fabaceae. The record is from RefSeq and is a predicted model, not a curated record.